GCUGCCCGGGCUCGCCGGUUAAAGCGCCGCGCUCUCCCGACCCUUCGUCUCGUCCCUUUCUCUUCUCAGCAUCUCGCCAGCUCACUGGGCGGCAGCCAGCGGUGGGAGGAAGCGGCCUCAAGGAUGAAGUGCAAGCCAAACCAGACGCGCACCUACGACCCGGAGGGGUUCAAGAAGCGGGCGGCGUGCCUGUGCUUCCGGAGCGAGCUCGAGGACGAGGUGCUGUUAGUGAGUAGCAGUCGGUACCCCGACCGCUGGAUCGUGCCGGGUGGGGGCAUGGAGCCCGAGGAGGAGCCGUGCGGUGCGGCGGUCCGAGAGGUGUACGAAGAGGCGGGAGUCAAGGGGAAGUUAGGCCGGCUCCUGGGCGUAUUCGAACAGAACCAAGAUCGCAAGCACAGAACGUACGUGUUCGUACUGACCGUCACUGAGCUGCUGGAGGAUUGGGAAGAUUCGGUUAACAUUGGGAGGAAACGAGAGUGGUUCAAAAUCGAAGAUGCCAUCAAGGUUCUCCAGUGCCACAAGCCCGUGCAUGCCGAAUAUCUGGAAAAACUAAAGCUGGGCGGUUCCCCAACCAAUGGAAACUCCGUGGCCCCGUCCGUGCCUGAUAGCGAUCCCUAAUCAACAGCAAAUAUGUUUGGGAUUGGUCUAAAGAAUCACUGAUAGAAACCUAGCAAUCAAUGGAAUUGUCAAGUACAGGUGAGCACUUCCGUGUUCCCAAGGAGACAGCUCAUCUAUUUUUUCUUCUGCAUCUUGGGACACUCUUCCUUGUCUAUUCCACUGGCUCUUGCUCUGGUUGUUGUACUAUUGUACGUGAACAGACUCUUAAUUCAGCACCUGUAGCCUUUUGUUGUGCUUUUUUGAUGUAUCUGCCUUCUUCAUUGGACUAUGCUAUCUUUGAAAACAAAGACUAUUUUUCCUUACUCUUUGCAUAUUCUGCGUUUUAGACACUACUUGAAAUAUAGUUGGCAUUGCUGAAGGUUCUUUGACUCAGUUAAUAUUUUGUAAUCACUGUGUGGCAAAACAUUCCCUUCUAUUCUGGUGCUAGUAUAUGCUGUCUUGGCACCAUGUAUGUGGCUUUUGUGUAUGAGGUAUUUCAGAAACAUUUCAAAGCAGUUGUAAGAUGUUUGAGGGCAAACAUUAUUACUCAUACUUGUAUGUCAUAACCACACAGUGGUUAGCACAGUUUUAAGAUUGCUGUUUUAAGAUUGUCACUUAGGGCAAUGUUUUGUAGAACCAGUCCUUCAUAUAACUACUUUAGUGUUUUUGUACUGUUGAUAAUUUGCUUAAAACUUUAGUGAAAAAAUAUUGCUUGCUAUAAAGGUAAUUGUAAAAAUAAAUUCA
Molecule: messenger RNA, 1341 nt
Organism: Otolemur garnettii (small-eared galago)
Lineage: Eukaryota; Metazoa; Chordata; Mammalia; Primates; Galagidae
Product: diphosphoinositol polyphosphate phosphohydrolase 3-beta
Exons: 2
Coding region: 124-618 (164 amino acids)
Biological process (GO): diadenosine pentaphosphate catabolic process; diphosphoinositol polyphosphate metabolic process; adenosine 5'-(hexahydrogen pentaphosphate) catabolic process
Cellular component (GO): cytoplasm; nucleus
Molecular function (GO): diphosphoinositol-polyphosphate diphosphatase activity; bis(5'-adenosyl)-hexaphosphatase activity; endopolyphosphatase activity
Source: RefSeq, a predicted model, not a curated record